CUUCCUUCUGCCGCUCCAGCGCCUGCUGCGUGGUUUAGUGGCGUUAGCUAGCCGGGCACACUUUCUCUUUAUUCACUCCAAUAUCUGACGAAGUUGGACUUAUAACUAGCAUCAUGUCAUACCACGACGAAGAAGAUUAUGAUCCGUACGCCUAUCCGAACGACUACGACCUGCACACCGGUGACCCCAAAGCAGACUUGGCCUUUGAGAGGCAGUACGAGCAGCAGACCUACCAUGUCAUCCCAGAGGUGAUCAAGAACUUCUUGCAGUAUUUCCACAAGACCAUCUCGGACCUGAUCGACCAGAAGGUUUAUGAGCUGCAGUCUAACCGAGUGUCCAGUGAGAGCAUUGAGCAGAAGAUCUAUGAGAUCCAGGAUGUUUAUGAGAACAGCUGGAACAAGCUGACUGACCGUUUCUUCAAGACUUCUCCCUGGCCAGAGGCUGAGGCCAUCGCUUCACUUGUUGGCAAUGAUGCUGUGUUCCUCAUCCUCUAUAAGGAACUCUAUUACAGACAUAUCUACGCUAAAGUCAGCGGUGGACCUACUUUGGAUCAGAGGUUUGAGUCAUACUACAAUUACUGCAACCUCUUCAACUACAUUCUCAAUGCUGAUGGCCCAGCCCCCUUGGAGCUGCCAAACCAGUGGCUCUGGGACAUCAUUGAUGAGUUCAUCUACCAGUUCCAGUCCUUCAGUCAGUACCGCUGCAAGACGGCCAAAAAAUCAGAGGAGGAAAUCGAGUUCCUGAGGAACAACCCAAAGAUCUGGAACGUUCACAGUGUCCUCAACGUUCUCCACUCUCUGGUGGACAAGAGCAAUAUUAACCGUCAGCUUGAGGUCUACACUAGUGGAGGAGACCCAGAGAGUGUGGCUGGAGAAUAUGGACGUCACUCCUUGUACAAGAUGUUGGGUUACUUCAGCUUGGUUGGUCUGCUGAGGCUUCACUCUCUGCUUGGUGAUUAUUACCAGGCCAUCAAAGUCCUGGAGAACAUUGAGCUCAACAAGAAGAGCAUGUACUCCCGUGUGCCAGAGUGCCAGAUCACCACCUAUUACUAUGUGGGUUUUGCCUACCUAAUGAUGAGACGUUACCAGGAUGCAAUUCGAGUCUUCGCCAACAUCCUGCUCUACAUCCAGAGGACGAGAAACAUGUUCCAGAGGUCGACAUAUAAAUAUGAGAUGAUUAACAAGCAAAACGAGCAGAUGCACGGCCUGCUGGCGAUCGCUCUCACCAUGUACCCGAUGCGCAUUGACGAGAGCAUCCAUACCCAGCUGAGGGAGAAGUAUGGAGACAAGAUGCUGCGUAUGCAAAAAGGAGAUCUGCAGGUGUUUGAGGAGCUGUUCAGCUUUGCCUGUCCCAAGUUCUUGUCACCCGUGGUGCCAAACUACGACAACGUUCACCCCAACUACCACAAAGAACCUUUCCAACAGCAGCUGAAGGUCUUUGCUGAGGAGGUGCAGCAGCAGGCCCAGCUGUCCACCAUUAGAAGCUUCUUGAAGCUCUACACUACCAUGCCAGUAGCCAAACUGGCAGGAUUCCUGGACAUGACCGAGCAGGAGUUCCGCAUUCAGCUGCUCGUCUUCAAACACAAGAUGAAGAACCUGGUGUGGACCAGCGGCAUCUCAGCUCUGGACGGAGAGUUCCAGUCUGCUUCUGAGGUCGACUUUUACAUUGACAAGGACAUGAUCCACAUUGCCGACACUAAAGUUGCUCGUCGAUAUGGAGACUUUUUCAUCAGACAGAUCCACAAAUUUGAGGAGUUGAACAGGACACUGAAGAAGAUGCCAGCUACCGGUACCACUGCAACAUCAGGAAGUGCUACAAGCCGAGGAGUCUGAAAAGCAGCAGUGAAGAAGAUCUCAGGGACGGAGGCGUCUGCUGCUUCAGUCUUCAAGUUUUUUUGACAGCUAUUAUUGAUGACUUUUCUAUGUAACCUAGUAACAAUUAAAGGAUGGAGUGGUGUGUUCAAAGGAA
Molecule: messenger RNA, 1968 nt
Organism: Amphiprion ocellaris (clown anemonefish)
Lineage: Eukaryota; Metazoa; Chordata; Actinopteri; Pomacentridae
Gene: eif3s6ip
Product: eukaryotic translation initiation factor 3, subunit 6 interacting protein
Exons: 15
Coding region: 114-1832 (572 amino acids)
Biological process (GO): translational initiation
Cellular component (GO): eukaryotic translation initiation factor 3 complex; cytoplasm
Molecular function (GO): protein binding; translation initiation factor activity
Source: RefSeq, a predicted model, not a curated record